AUGAUUGCCGUAUUUCUGUUGCUACUGGCUUUUAUUCCGGAGUAUCCAGCAAUUUUGUUCGGUGGAGGAGGCGGUUGUGGAUGCCAGCCAGCAUGUCCACCACCUCCGCCGUGCCCACAGCUUACUUUGCCAUGUCCACCACCGCCACCAUGCUUCUGUCCCCCACCACUGCCACCACCACCUUGUCCAUGUCUCCCGUGCCCUCCACAACCGUGUUGCAAGCGUAAGAAGCGUUCUUCGAUGGCUGCUAUUACUGCUGAAAAUAGGACCAGUGGCGAAACACUUUGCAACAAUAAACAAAUCCGUAAAAUUAUUUUUAAGGUAUGUUAUCUUUGA
Gongylonema pulchrum is the source of this 336-nucleotide messenger RNA. NCBI's taxonomy places the organism in Eukaryota, Metazoa, Nematoda, Chromadorea, Rhabditida, Gongylonematidae. The record is from the annotation of a GenBank genome assembly.